Messenger RNA from Dioszegia hungarica, 630 nucleotides. RefSeq lists its product as uncharacterized. The transcript has a single exon. The record is from RefSeq and is a predicted model, not a curated record. Lineage: Eukaryota; Fungi; Basidiomycota; Tremellomycetes; Tremellales; Bulleribasidiaceae. Bases 1 to 630 code for a protein of 209 amino acids.
AUGGACCCACUCAACCUCUCCGAAGAGUUCGCCGGGGCCGUCGGGCUGUCCGGCCAACUUGUCAACCUCGUCAUUCGCCUUGACCAGCGAUACAGCGUCCACCAGUCUUUCGGCGGUGUCACAUCCCUUCCCACGUCUCACAUCGACAUCUACCUCGUCAUCAGCCCAGACACCAUGGUGGACGGACCGGUCCUUGACCAAGUCGCCUAUCUGCUCCUUGCCCAUCCCGGUCGGCUCCACAUUCACUGCGGACUCACGCGGGGAAGCGUGUUCCAUUUGACAAGUCCGCAGGAUCGUAGCUGGCUCGGGUGGGAUGCUACCCUGGCCAGUAUUUCCACCGCCCAACCCGUUCACAAUUCCGACCAUCCCGCCGACAUCCACCUCUUGCUAUCUCAUCGCCUUCGGUAUCGGCUGCCGCGCGAUUGCCACCUCCUCGAUUGCGACUUCUGCGCCGGGAAACCCUUCGUCGGACCUGGCAGUGACGUUGCCCUCAGUCAGCCGCGGUCAGACCUUACUCUCGAGUGGAUCAAGGACCGCAUGUCGCGAGUGCAGAUGAUCACUAUGGGGGAGUUGGAGGCGAAGGAGUGGUAUCAGCCGUUCAAGCGGGACUGGCAUCAAUCCCAGUGGUGA